Molecule: messenger RNA, 2778 nt
Organism: Mizuhopecten yessoensis (Yesso scallop)
Lineage: Eukaryota; Metazoa; Mollusca; Bivalvia; Pectinida; Pectinidae
Product: prolyl 4-hydroxylase subunit alpha-1-like
Exons: 13
Coding region: 86-1753 (555 amino acids)
Biological process (GO): peptidyl-proline hydroxylation to 4-hydroxy-L-proline
Cellular component (GO): endoplasmic reticulum
Molecular function (GO): procollagen-proline 4-dioxygenase activity; iron ion binding; protein binding
Source: RefSeq, a predicted model, not a curated record
AAUCGUCUUGAUUGAUGACAAUGACUGUACUCACGCCUGAUCAACCGACCGUGGCAGUUAGCUUUAACAGGGCUAUAGACACUGUAUGGUCAGCCGAGACGACAUGAUCACCAAGAUCGCAUUAUGUGUGUUUUAUACACUUUUACAUGUAACUUACUCGGAACUAUUUACUUCUAUGGAUUACAUAUAUAAUGCCAUAAAAGAUGCCAAUCAGAUUUCAUUAAGGUUGGAUGUUUACAUUGUGAACGAAGAGAGCAGAUUGGCCGAAUUGAAAGAUUAUGCCGAAAGAUUAACACAACUGCAGGACGAGUUUGUGGAUAACAAGGAUGGGUGGGCUGGUAACCCAGUCAGUGUGUACCAGUUCACUAAAGCUUACACUGACGAAUGGGACGAGACCUUCACUGCGUAUCAGGAGAAUAAUCAAACAGAAGCUCUCGAAGACAUUCAGAAUUUGAAAAAGGCGUACAUGCCGGGCACAGAGGACAUGGAUGGCGUAACCGACGGCUUUGCCCGUCUACUGAAUACUUAUAAAAUUUCGGCCAGUGAAAUCGCCAACGGUACCGUGAAGGGCAUAUACACAGGCGAGAUAACGGCGUUCGAGUGCAAUAACAUAGCGCAGGAUUUUCAUAAACGGGAGUUUACUCAGCUCGCCUUAGAUUGGUAUGACGUUGCAAUUGCCAAGGUGCGGAAAGAAGCUAGUGGCAUAGUACCAACGUCCUGUCACAAUGGGACGUGUCCAGUCUGGUCGGAAAAUGUUGCUGAGGUGUCAAUCAAAAACAUUGAAGCCUCUAGAUCCAUAGCUGUUGAAUUGCUCGAAAAACAAAAAAGAAAUUUCACAAUAGACUUACAGGCUCUUGCUGAUGGAUACAAUCAGGAAGAAGAGCUGCAGGAAAGCAUAAAAGAGGAAAUCAUGGACAUGCAUCAUGAUGGUCAAAUCAAGUAUUACGGGAGAGAACUUGUUCGUAACUUGCACACAAAACAGUCCUAUGAACAACUAUGCCGAGGAGCUGUCGAGGAUAAACUGAAAGACCCAUCUCUCGUGUGUACCUACACUAACAACGACAAUCACCCCUUGUUGGUGAUUCAGCCCGCUAAGAUGGAGAUCCUGAGCUGGUCGCCCUACAUCGUCAUCUACCACGACAUACUCUCGGACUCGGAGGCCAGCACUCUACAGAACCUCACUAUCGAUCACCUUGAAAGGGCACAGGGAAUUCCUUCAAAACCCACUUCUGACGAUGAAGGCAUGGUAAUGGACUCGCGAAUAAGUCGAUACCAUUACGUCGAAGAUGAUGAGCCCAUUGUUGUAAGGAUGAACAAACGGAUAGAGGCAAUAACAACGCUGAAAUCCGUCACUCCUUCUGCUGAGAUUCUACAGGUUGGAAACUAUGGAAUGGGAGGACAGUAUGAACCUCAUUUUGAUUGGUUCGGAAAAGAGCAAGUAGACGUUUUAACAGAAUAUAAAGCAAACCGGAUAGCUACGAUGCUGUUUUAUCUGAGUGAUGUACAAGCUGGAGGUGCGACAGUGUUUCCUCUCAUAGACGUACACAUCCCCGUAAAGAAGGGAGCUGCAGCGUUCUGGCUCAAUCUUGACGACGAGUUGGAAGGAGUUCAGAAUACACUUCAUGCUGGGUGUCCGGUGCUUUUUGGUUCAAAAUGGAUUGCCAACAAGUGGAUUCACACAUACAAUCAGAACGUCCAAUGCUUCAAACAAAGCUCGAAUGAAAAUAAUAAUACGUCUAAAACGGUGGAAUAGUCCCUUAAAUUACCUUUGAAAAUAACUAGAAAUGCAACUCUUUCAACAUGCAUUAGGGUGCUAGAUACAAAGCUUACCACGUAUUGUGCGUUAUAUCCUAUUUAAGACAUGUCAUUGCCUUUACAUUUGUACCAAGGUAGCCACAACCUCAUCGAACACACUUUUUCUAAAGACUAUAUUUACAUUAUAUCCAAUGUCGGUUAUCACCUUACAUUGAACGAGGAAUAUCCACAGCAUUAACGACAGUUAUAUAAAGAAUACGUCAGCAAAAUAUCCCUUCAGAAUGUCUCAUUACAUUCUCCAAUGUAACCUCAACCUCGGCAAACUUGGCAUUUUAUAGAAUACGUUUGUAAAAUAUCACUUUUUUAUAUAUAUAUAUAUUAGAAUUUCCAAGGUAACCACAGCCUCAUUGAACACAACUUUCUGCAGACUGUGUACAUUAUAUCCAACUCAAGAUAUCGCACGACAUUUAUCAAUGUAGCCAUAACCUCAGCGAACACAUCUUUUAGUAUCUCUGAGCAUAUCGUAUUUAAGACAUUUCAUUACAAUUACGAAGGUGACCACAGCAUUCACAGACAUAGUUUCGAUAGACAGUGUAUGUGCGUUUUAUCAAAUUUAUCACAUUACAUUUACCAAGGUUAACAUUAUCUGCGAACACAAAAUUCUUUAAACAGUUACCAAAAUUCACAUGUCGUAUGUAACUUUUCAUUAAAAUUUCUCAUUGUAACAAAAGUAAGGUUCCUUUAAUUCAGUGCAAAUAAUACCGUUCAUUUGAUAGACCUGCUUUUCGUUAUACCUCGAAAUUGAAUAGUUUUGUUUGCAUUCAGAUUUUAUAAACAAUUGUCCAUUUACCAUACUGUAGUGUAUUUACAUUUAUUAAUUGUGCUAAAAUGUUUAAUUAGAAGUGUGUAAAUCCAUAAUAAGUUGUGUUUGUGCGCGGGAGUGUCCAUUUCCCAUAGAUGUUGGUGAGGAUGUGCGUGAUUUUUGUAUGUGUCCAGCAAUUAAAUUGUUAUUCACGUUAGAAA